Messenger RNA from Peromyscus leucopus (white-footed mouse), 7747 nucleotides. RefSeq names its product alpha-1,6-mannosylglycoprotein 6-beta-N-acetylglucosaminyltransferase (gene Mgat5). Gene Ontology annotation, molecular function: alpha-1,6-mannosylglycoprotein 6-beta-N-acetylglucosaminyltransferase activity. Gene Ontology annotation, biological process: protein N-linked glycosylation. Bases 647 to 2869 code for a protein of 740 amino acids. Gene Ontology annotation, cellular component: Golgi apparatus. The record is from RefSeq and is a predicted model, not a curated record. The transcript is spliced from 18 exons. NCBI's taxonomy places the organism in Eukaryota, Metazoa, Chordata, Mammalia, Rodentia, Cricetidae.
GGCCCGGAAUCCCUUUGCCUGGGAGAAAAGCGCGAGCACAGAAGCCGACAGAAGUUGGGGAGGUCGAGCAGGGAAGGGCUGGUAGAAACCUCCAACAGAUUUCCUUUCCACUCGGUCCUGGUCGCUUGGGCCCGGGAGGAACGUCUCUGCUUGCGUCUAGGGGCGGACGGUGGACGCGCUGCGCACGGCCCCGCCAGGGCUGGUAGUUUGCAGACCAUCCCUGCCGAGGCCCGCUCGCCCGGCAGCCCUGCGGCUCCCGCGGCGGCGGCGGCGGCCCCAGGCUCGAUCCAGCCCAGGUAGCCGCGCCUCUGGCUCUGGGGGCGCUGUGACCCCGCUCCUCGCUGCGCCUGGGACCCCCUGCCCCCCAAAGCACUGCUGUUGGAGAGUGACCCCGACUGCUGCUGAUGGUGCCUCUGCUGCUCCCCUACUAGCAGGAGGGAUUCUUAGCCGAAAGUGGACUUUGGAGGAGGGUCCGACAGGCCAUCAGCAUGGAAGUCAGGCAAGGAAAUCAGCUGACUCAGGAGCCGGAGUGAGAGCCACGCACCCUCUGCCCCAGCCUGCACCAUGAACUUGCCUUCACCUUCUGCGUGUUGAGAGCCGAGGGAGGGGGGGCACGCUCAAGAGAGAGAGAGAGAAAGAGAGAGAGAUGGCUUUCUUUACUCCCUGGAAGUUGUCCUCUCAGAAGCUGGGCUUUUUCCUGGUGACUUUUGGCUUCAUCUGGGGGAUGAUGCUUCUCCACUUCACCAUCCAGCAACGAACUCAGCCUGAGAGCAGCUCCAUGUUGCGGGAGCAGAUCCUGGAUCUCAGCAAAAGGUACAUUAAAGCCCUGGCCGAAGAAAACAGGAACGUGGUGGAUGGACCAUAUGCUGGUGUCAUGACAGCUUAUGAUCUGAAGAAAACUCUUGCUGUGUUGCUGGAUAACAUCUUGCAGCGCAUUGGCAAGCUUGAGUCGAAGGUGGACAAUCUCGUCAACGGCACAGGAGCAAAUUCUACCAACUCCACCACAGCUGUCCCCAGCUUGGUAUCGCUUGAAAAGAUUAAUGUAGCAGAUAUCAUUAAUGGAGUUCAAGAGAAAUGUGUAUUGCCUCCUAUGGAUGGCUACCCCCACUGCGAGGGGAAAAUCAAGUGGAUGAAAGACAUGUGGCGCUCGGACCCCUGCUACGCAGACUAUGGAGUGGACGGGACCCCCUGUUCCUUCUUUAUUUACCUCAGUGAGGUUGAAAAUUGGUGUCCUCGUUUACCUUGGAGAGCAAAAAAUCCCUAUGAAGAAGCUGAUCAUAACUCAUUGGCGGAAAUCCGUACGGAUUUUAACAGUCUCUAUAGCAUGAUGAAGAAGCAUGAGGAGUUCCGGUGGAUGAGACUUCGGAUCCGGCGAAUGGCUGACGCGUGGAUCCAAGCGAUCAAGUCUCUGGCAGAGAAACAAAACCUUGAAAAGAGAAAACGGAAGAAAAUCCUUGUCCACCUGGGGCUCCUGACCAAGGAAUCUGGCUUCAAGAUUGCGGAGACGGCAUUCAGUGGUGGCCCUCUUGGUGAACUAGUUCAGUGGAGUGACUUAAUUACAUCUCUCUACCUACUGGGCCAUGACAUCCGGAUCUCAGCUUCGCUGGCUGAGCUCAAGGAGAUUAUGAAGAAGGUUGUUGGAAAUCGAUCUGGCUGUCCUACAGUAGGAGACAGAAUUGUUGAGCUUAUUUAUAUCGAUAUUGUGGGACUUGCUCAAUUUAAGAAAACUCUAGGACCAUCCUGGGUUCAUUACCAGUGCAUGCUCCGAGUGCUAGAUUCCUUUGGAACAGAACCUGAGUUCAAUCAUGCAAGUUAUGCCCAGUCGAAAGGCCACAAGACCCCCUGGGGAAAAUGGAAUCUGAAUCCGCAGCAGUUUUACACCAUGUUCCCUCACACCCCAGACAACAGCUUUCUGGGCUUCGUGGUCGAGCAGCACCUGAACUCCAGUGACAUCCACCACAUUAACGAGAUCAAAAGGCAGAACCAGUCCCUUGUGUAUGGCAAAGUGGAUAGUUUCUGGAAGAAUAAGAAAAUCUACUUGGAUAUCAUCCACACGUACAUGGAAGUGCAUGCCACUGUUUAUGGCUCCAGCACAAAGAACAUUCCCAGUUACGUGAAAAAUCACGGCAUCCUCAGUGGGCGUGACCUGCAGUUUCUUCUCCGGGAAACGAAGCUGUUUGUUGGGCUGGGAUUCCCCUAUGAGGGUCCAGCUCCCCUGGAGGCCAUUGCAAAUGGAUGUGCUUUCCUGAACCCCAAGUUCAACCCUCCCAAAAGCAGCAAAAACACAGACUUCUUCAUUGGCAAGCCGACCCUGAGAGAGCUGACAUCUCAGCACCCGUACGCAGAAGUCUUCAUCGGCCGGCCACACGUCUGGACCGUGGAUCUCAACAACCGAGAGGAAGUGGAGGACGCCGUGAAAGCCAUCUUAAACCAGAAGAUUGAGCCGUACAUGCCCUACGAGUUCACGUGUGAAGGGAUGCUGCAGAGGAUCAACGCGUUCAUAGAAAAGCAGGAUUUCUGCCAUGGCCAAGUGAUGUGGCCUCCCCUGAGCGCCUUGCAGGUGAAGCUGGCCGAGCCUGGGCAGUCGUGCAAGCAAGUGUGCCAGGAGAACCAGCUCAUCUGCGAGCCCUCGUUCUUUCAGCAUCUCAACAAGGAGAAGGACUUGCUGAAGUAUAAGGUGACCUGCCAAAGCUCAGAACUGUACAAGGACAUCCUGGUGCCGUCCUUCUACCCCAAGAGCAAGCACUGUGUGUUCCAAGGAGAUCUUCUGCUUUUCAGUUGUGCUGGGGCCCACCCCACACACCAGAGGAUCUGCCCCUGCCGGGACUUCAUCAAGGGCCAAGUGGCCCUCUGCAAAGACUGCCUAUAGCACAGCCACUCCGAAUUUGUUCAGAUGGGAAAGAGGUGACUCCACUGGGCAGGGCCAGGGGGCCGAAGGCAUUCAGGGACUCUGACCGGAGCCCAAACUCUUUGGUCCAGGGCUUGGAUUUGGUACUGCUCCAGCUGCAGCCAGCACAUCCCAAGAGUUUACAUCAAAACCGCAAGACAAGAGAGCUCAGACCAGGGGCCUGGCUUCUCCCUGGUGCGACGAAUGUCUUCUCUGUCCCAGAAAGUGUCCAGGCAGCUGCUCCGGGGUUAUUAUUAUUUUUUUUUUUUAAAAAAAAGAAAGGAUGAAAGUCUGGAGACUCAUUCAACUGAAAACAAAACAGGAAGAGGAAUUGAGCCGAUUGGAAAGAACUUUGGGGACAUUCCUAAACCCACUAAUUUAUUUAUUUGGGAGGAUGGGGGUGGGGUCGGGAGGCGAGGAAAGGGCUUGAACAGAGUUUCCUUUUUGUCCCCCAUUGUUGAUCGCCACCAUCAGGAGCUUCUUGUUCUGCUGGCGUCAUGCAGGACGCAGAGGUGGCAAUGCUGGAGGGCAGCUAUGGGAGCCUGGCUCCUAGUGGCCGGUGGCAGCACAGGAAAAAAACAAAAAAAUGUCUUUAAGAGUAGGGAUGUGGCUCAGUUUGCAGAAUGCUUGCUUAGCAUGCAUGGAGCCCUGGCUUCCAUCCUCAGCACUACAUAAAACCAGGUAAACACCUGUAAUACAGGUAAGAAGUAGAGACAGGAGGAUCAAACAUUCAGGGUCAUCCUUGGCUACAUAGCAAAGUCAAGGCCAGCCUACAAGAGACCCUGUCUCAGAAAAUGGAAAAAAAAAAAUUUUUUUUUUUUUUUGCUUUGAAAACACAGCUAGGUACUGUCAAAGCAUUAUCAUGGAGCUGAUGAUCCCGGGUAUUGACUUGGCAGGUGGCAGCUAAAAGGCAGAUAACCUUGCUGGGGACAAGUCUGUGUGUCCUGAGGGCCCUGCCAAGUGCCAAAGACAGGCUGGACUGUGGACAAGAGAGGCUGCUUUCCUGUAUGUCCCCUCCCCACCACCUACACCGCUUGGCCCUUGAUCUCUGAUUAGAAUUCCUUGGUCACAGAAACACAGGAUUGUGUAGUUCUUAUUUGCUGCUGUGGUAAACUGGCCCUCCCUCCCUCUAAGGGAAGGAAAGUGAGAAACCGGAUGACUCCAAGAACUGCCCUUGAACUUGGGGGGGGGGCGGGGUUCUCUAGCUUCAAAACAGCUAAGGUGUGGGUAAGAAUGACAGUCUUAGAGGUAGUAGCAAGAGAGGGAUCCGUGCUGUGCCCCCAGUGAUGCCUGAUAUUGCUGAAUUCCAGGGAACGGGGCUCCCCAUGCGCUUGGUGGUUUCUGGGGAGGUAAGAACAGUUCAGAAUGAAUGCUACGCUGGUUGUCCUGGCUGCUCCGCAGUGGGUGUGGCUUACGGAGGGUGGGAGACUGGAGCUGGCGGUUACUUGAAGCACUCUCAGGAGUGUGAGCAGCCCUGUGGAGGACCUGGCAGCAGGUUAGCCUAGUCAGAUAUGCUGGAGCUCCUUGGUGAGUCCAUCCCUGCUGAAGUAUUGCCUCUGUGCUCACUUGGGAGUUUCUAGAGACACCGCCCAUUACAUCUCUCCAUGCUGGUGAAUGAACCAACCCUCUUCUACCUCUCGGCCAUUAGCAUUGUCCACCCAGCCCCGGCUGGUAGAAUAGACUUCCUGGCCUGCUGGUGCUGCCCAGCGCCUCCCUGUGGCCAGACGGAACCUCUGCCUAGCUGAAAAAGCAGAAUGAGGUCCAGGACUGGCUGAGCCCUCCAGAAGCAACAGAAAGGAAGAUUCUGCUUUGGGGUGACCAAGGGGUAGGGAGAUGGGGCAUGGGACUUCUAGGUCUGGGAAAUCUGAUCUGCUUACCUCUUCGUUUCUAUCUGGGUGCAUACGCACACCACUUACACCCCCAGCCUUUUUUCCUAAGGCCCUAAGGUAGGCAUCUCAAGGGACUGAGAUUUUAGUCGUAUAGAAUGAAGUGGAGUGGGUAGGUGUGUGUGCUGGGGGCCGUGUAGGGGGUGGGGAAAGGCAAGGGAAUCCUAUCCUAAGCACUGACAGGGUCCUUCAAGACCUGAUUGGAAUCCUCUCUGCCCAGGUUGAGCCGCCAGGCAGGUGAAAGUUGAAAAGCCUAGCUAUGACGCAUGUUUAUUAACCCUUGCAAAAGUGGCUUCCUGCAGCAGAGUGGGAGAAAACUGUGAGGAAGGAUUUUUCCCUGACAGUGGGCUCCUUAGCUGCACCCCCAGAGUUGUGGCAAUCUGCCCGAGUUUCCAGACCUGAAGUCCCUGGGCAUCCCCAAUGGGCUAUGGGUGACAGUGCUGGCAUUCAGCCAGCAGGGGGUGCCCCACCUGAAAUGGUCCCCGUGCUGCAGAUGACUGUAAACAAGCAGGGAGGCCGGGAGGCUGGGUGGCAGCCUUGUUCCCACCCGCAGAAGCUGCCUGGCCCUGAGCUCCGGCUCUCUCCACCUUCCUAUUUCUCCUCUCCAGCUCCAGACCCAAGUCACGCAACCAUGUAAUAAAUUCCUCUUCCGGUUUUAGCCAGACUUUCCCUGGUGGGCUCCAGCUCUCUCGAGGUUACGUGCACUCUAGUUGUUAAGGGCAUUAUCAACAGGAGGGGGCGUCCCCUUAAUAUACAUCAGCUCCUAGCCCUCCUCAGAGUUAGUAAGGUGUGGCCAAGUGACCCUGCAGAGAAACUGGGGGCAGGGGACAUUCUGCCUGUCAGGUGUGGAAGUCAGCAAAGAGUGAACUCACAGCAUCGCCGAUUUUGUAGAAACCUAGGCCUGGGUGUAACGGAACCUUCCACAGGGAGAGACACCUGAAAUGAGAACUCGUGCUCUCCUGCGCUGUGAUCCGAUCUCGUCUUUGGGGUUAUUUCCCCGUUUGUGAUGUUGGGCUCUUAAAAUAGGGGGGACCUUUAUGUGAUUUAUUAAGAGAGAAUGCAUUUCUUCAGAAGGUGAAGGCCUUUUCAGAGCAAGAACUCCUGAGGGGGGCCAUGCCUCAUAGGAUCCCAGUUCACACCUCGUGCAUUUCUGUAUGUGGUCUGAUUUUGUGUGCAAAUGGAAGCGCUGUAUGAAGUUUUUUGCUUUGACUGUUUUGGAGUUUUGUUUUGUCUCCGAGAUGAAUCAUUUGAUUUGUUUUAGGUUCUGGUGAGUGUGUGGAAAUACUUGUCUGGUUUUUGUUUUUUUUUUUUUUUUUUUUUUUGGUGGUGGUGGUGGUACAUGUCUUCCUGACAUGUCUUCCCACUUCUCUUUGGGGGUUGGGUUUUGAAGGCUGGGUGCCAUUGAAGGCUGAUAGCAGAUUGUUCCAGCCUGGAAUAACUACAUAUGUGCACAUGGCUAUUUAUGUUCCCGGUUAUGCGUGCACACAAGACUGUACAUUUAGCGUGUGCGCAUGUGCGUGUUUGUAUAUGUUCCCGGUGUGUGGCAUAGGCACACGCACCCCCAGAACCCUUUUGCUGGCACCCUCAGGACCAGACCCUAUCUCUUGAGUCUCAAUGGUGGCCAAGGUAGUGAAGGGUCUCCUUCCCCAGUCACCCCGGCCCCGGCUGACACAUUACUGAGGCAGGAGAUCAGCCUGGAGGACAUCUCCGCAGAAGCAGUAGCCCCCACAUACUUCUAGUUAGCAUGAUGGAGGUGAAAGAUGUCCGCUCCCUUUUCCCCUUCCUUAGUGAAUGAACGUGAGUGUUGCUGUAGUACUGCUCACGGGUCACGACCUGUCGGUGAGUUGGGUUGCACUGAAACUCUCUGUUGCUUGUAGAUGAAUGUGUGUGUGCUGUGUGUCAGACCAGGGUGGUUCACCUAGAUUGUGUGUAAGUAGGCACCGCCACCCUCCCCCAAACUUCUUGACCGAAAAGGAAAAGCCAAGUGUUUUGUUAACGACAGGCUCUGCUGUGUGUGUUACUAUUCCAAGCCUGGACUGUCUUAUUUAUUUAAAACUAUUUUAAUUUCUCUAUUGGCUUUAUUCUGAUCCCAUCUGUCCCUGUGUGUGGCUGCAGAGUAUGUCUUCAUUAGAGUAGACGGCUGGCAGAAAUAGAUUUAUAGUCGUUCAGGAAGCUAGCUAGCAGCUUGGAGCUGAAGAGGAGUUCCUUUCGUUCUUGUUGCCUUCGACAGAAAGUGCAAAGUCAAGUUGUUUUGGUUUGGAUUUUGUUUUUUCACAUAUAGCAAAAGACCAAAUUAGCUGUAUAGUCUUGGAUACCGAAAAUAAGAAUUACUCUAGCUCCCCUAGCCUUUAGGGUUCUGUGGGGAUCCCAUAGCACAGUGCCUGGCUCGUAGAAAGCCUGGUGAAUGUUCAAUAUUGAUAUUAGUAGUAUAUUAUAAAACUUGAGAAAUAAAGAGCUGCGCUCACCCCCUAUCUGUUAAUUCAAACAUGAUGGUUACAUAAAAAUCUUGUUGAGUCGAUCAGUGGUAUAGGAAUUAAUUGUUUCAAAUGUUUAAGCUCUGUGCCUACCAUGUUCACUGGAAUUCUAGUGUUUUCUUGAAUACACUGAUUGGAAAACAUGUCAGUCUUCAGCACUCUAUGAAACAAGACUGAAAGACUUUAUUAAGUGAAGUUGAACCCACCAAUAUGUUCUGGAACAUUCCAGGGGUUUCUUUGGGGAACUUUUUGAGCUCAAAAUUAAAAGUUCUCUCACAAGUUGCACUCCUUGAAUUAGAGUUUAAUUUUUAUUCUCCUAUAAUGCAAUAAUAGAAUCUUCAAUUUGUUUAAGGCAAAGAAAGUGAAUUACUGGAUUUACAGUCCCCGCGAGACCCUUUGCUGCCCCCUGCUGGACAGGGUGGCUCCCAGCAGGUUGGUUACCUUGGCCACAUUCCCAUCCUAUCCAAGAUUAAUCCCAUGACCUGGUCCCUAAAAAAAAA